AUGUAUUUCAAGUAUGCAGCGGCGGCACUGACCGCAGUGCUUCCUCUCACCUCUGCACAGACUUUCUCGGACUGCAACCCCAUGCAGAAGACCUGCGACCCCGUCAAGGGUCUGGACACCAGUACUUAUUCUGUGGAUUUCACCACGGGUGGUGAUGCCAACUUGGCUAAAUGGAAGACCGCUGCCGGAAAGAUUAAUUUUGGAAAUGAUGGCGCCGAGUUCACCAUCAACAAGAAGGGUGAUGCCCCCACUAUCGAUACCGACUUCAAUAUCUUCUACGGUAAAGUCGAAGUUGUCAUGAAGGCUGCGCCUGGAACGGGCAUUGUGAGCAGCAUUGUCCUGGAGUCCGAUGUCCUGGACGAGAUCGACUGGGAAGCACUCGGUGGAGAUACCACUCAAAUCCAGACCAACUACUUUGGUAAGGGCGAUACUUCGUCCUAUGACCGUGCCACCUUUGAGGCCGUGGCCACCCCCCAGAAUACCUUCCACACUUACACCGUUGACUGGCAUGAAAACCAAAUGACCUGGGCUAUCGACGGCAAUGUCGUGCGCACUCUCACCUUUGAUCAGGCCAAGGGCGGCACUCGCUAUCCCCAGACCCCCAUGCGCCUGAGACUUGGCUCCUGGGCUGGUGGAGACCCGGAUAACGCCCCGGGUACUAUUGAGUGGGCUGGAGGCAAAACUGACUACAAUGGUGCUCCCUACACUAUGUACGUCAAGUCCGUUAAGAUCACCAACUACAACCCCGCCGAGUCCUACACCUACACGAACAAGAAUGGCGACUCCGCUAGCAUCAAAAAGGGAGGUGCCAAGAGCCCCGACACUUCAUCGGCUGGCAGCACCAGCAGCACCAACACUCCUUCUACCACCGAGUCUGCCACUGGCUCUGCGACCACAGGUGCUGCUACCACCACAGGUACUACUCUCACAAAGUCCGGCACCAAGCCUAGCGGCUCUCAAACCGAGACGAGCACUGCCGGUUCUAGCUCGGCCACUGGCACUGGUGGCUCUGGCUCCGGCUCCGGCUCGGCCUCCGGUACUGCUGGCUCUGGCAGCCAACCCACGGGGGGUUCUGGCUCUGGUUCCGGCUCUGGUUCCGGCUCCGGCUCCGGUGGUGCUGCUGGUUCUAGCAGUGCUGGCCUCAUUCCCACUGGCAACCCAUCGCCUUCCGGCUCUGUCUCCGGUGCCAGCCCUACCCCUAGCUUGCACCUAGGAGCGGCUACUUCUAUUGUGGGCUCUCCGAUGGUCUUGGCCAUCCUGGCUUUGUCGACCAUCAUGCUGCAGCUGUAA
This is a messenger RNA of Aspergillus tanneri, 1290 nucleotides long. It is a transcript of the gene CRF1, whose product is annotated as glycoside hydrolase family 16 protein. The record is from RefSeq and is a predicted model, not a curated record. The coding region runs from base 1 to 1290 and encodes 429 amino acids. Gene Ontology annotation, cellular component: fungal-type cell wall. Gene Ontology annotation, biological process: fungal-type cell wall organization; carbohydrate metabolic process. The transcript has 3 exons. Gene Ontology annotation, molecular function: glycosyltransferase activity; hydrolase activity, hydrolyzing O-glycosyl compounds. Lineage: Eukaryota; Fungi; Ascomycota; Eurotiomycetes; Eurotiales; Aspergillaceae.